CGUGCCAUUUUCUAGAAUUUACUCAUAAAGGAGGCUGUGGAGAUGGUGCUGACAAAAUUAAUAUUAAGUUUUUUAUUCGCUAUAGCAUUUGCAGAUGAAUCGCCUCCCAAUGUUCAAAACUUAGAAGCGAUACUACCUAUGUUGAAUGGGCCCUUGCAAUUUCCACCGCAGGCCGUUGAAACUCAGCUAAACUUUCAACCACAAAGUGGUAAUCAGCAACCAAGUGCGCAGCUGGAAGAACUGUUUCAGAGUAAACCAACCAGCUACAGACUUUACGACGCAACAUCAAGCAAUCGUGGACCAGAUCGAUGUACUGCUACAUCGUAUUUCUCCGAUACAUUGCUGCCAAUUCUCAGAGUACUACUACAAUUCUUAGACCAUUCACCUGAGCCUGAAAAAGCGUUCAUUGUUUGCGAGUUGAUCAAGAAGUAUUUGAACGUGGCACCUCCAAGUCCAGAGAAAGUGAUUUUCCUAAAGGAGCUGAUUAUUGUAGAAGAACAUUUGCUGAAGCAUAAAGAGCAUGAAAAACCCCACUUCCAUCCUUCGGACGAGCAUAAGACAACAAUAGUCUUCCAAAAAGAUUUGCCUGGAUUGCAUCAGGAAAACUGCAGAGAGACUUUUGGAAGACUGAUACAAACAGCAGUCAAUGUUUACAAAGAAACAGCGAAAUACCCGCAGUGCGUGCCAAGCGGGUAUGUUGAUGAAAACUUGUAUCAUCCAAACAAUUACGUGAAACCCCAAAAACCGUACCAAUUUGUCGUGGUUUAUGAACACCCUCCAACCUCUUAUUAUAAGCCAGAAGUUAGUGGUCUCCCUAUAUUUUCUAAUCUGGAUAUCAACAAUCCUCAUUUGGAUCAUCUGUACCCAAGCGUGGUAGAUGGAGGCCCUGAUAGUAAAGUCCCAAAUAAUGAUUUUGCUUUAAAAUAUUUACUCCCGAAUGGCCAAGUUACAAAUAACCCUCUUUUGCCAUUUCCUCAGCAGCAAAUUCCUAAAUUUGACAUAACUUUUGUCAAACAAUAUGAAAAAGAGCAUCCAGAAGCUCCCAAAAAUCCACUACAAAAUAACCUUUUACUUCUUUUAAACCGGUUAACUGGUAAGCCUUCUUACGACACAAUUAUGUCGUCACUACAGCCCCAAAAUACUAUGGAAAAUAAUCCUUCACUUCUCCAUAACAAUGUACCAGAUGACGCUACGAGACAUUUUACACAUAUUUAUCCUCCGGGCCAUUACCACGUGCCUGGAGCAGUUAAUGAUCAAUUGCAAAAUUACCCUGAUUUGACUGUUGUAAAUUCCAAUCCAAAUCUGCAAACAAAUCCUCCUCCCAACAAUGCAUUUGAUAACCCAGGUCAAGUGUAUUACGUUGCACCUGGACAACCACUAAAUGCUCCUUUUCAUUUAUAUGGCGAGCAUCUACCUGAUACUGUCAAAGAUCUACCCAACGAACCACUUCCAUAUAAAACACAAACGAUAAAUAAACCUGAAUUAACUUUAGAAAUACUCCUUGGUUUACUUGCACACCCAGAAGGGAAGUCAUCGACUGGAUUAAGUCCUCAACUUAAAGAGCUUCUAAAAGGCCAACUGUGGAAAUAUUUGAAUCCAAAUCUCAAUGCGAAUCCCUCUAAUCAAUUCCUUGAAUUACAAACGCCGUAUACAAAUGUAAACGGUCCUGACGGUGUACCAGAUCAAAGUUUACAGGAUUAUCUAAACCACCUGCAAUCAGAUUCUGCUGGAGCAUAUUCUGGAAACACCAAACCAGAUUACGAAGCGCUUUUGAACAAUUUGCAACGGUGGCAAACCAUGUCGAAUGCUAAUAAAUUACCUCCAUCGCAGAACAAGGCGAACAUUAUCGAACUUACGUACGUCCUUAAACGACCUAAACCAUUAAUUUACCGGCCGAUUUACUACGUAAAAUACAGAUUGCCGUAUGAAACAUUCCUGCACAAUUUUCAAAACUUGGUUUUAAGGAAACCAGGUCUAAGAUCGGAACCUGAGCAUUUGUAUCAAGAAUUAAUAGCUGCUUCGAAUAUCAGCGAUAUAUCUCCAGGGUUGAGAGGUUUUGAGAAGGACGAAAUAUUGAAACUGGUGUUCGGAAACGGAACUUUAAUUGGCGCUAGAGUUAUAACUGUACCAGACAGUGUCUUGAAUGAGCAGUUAGAGAUAACAAAGAAUCUGAAUGCCGAUGUUGCCCCAGAAGUAAUCAAAGAGCUGAAUAGUAAUCUAAAUCUUAAUGAAACGGUGAUAAAAUCUAAUUUGAAAGAUGGGUUUGCGUGGCCUAAAGCACCAUCGGAACCUUCAUCGAAAAAUAUUGAUGACACAUCAACCCCUCCAAACUUAGCAGCCCAAUUUACCCAUACGAUACCAAGAUAUUUAACUCCUGCAGAAUCUACUACGCAUUCUGAGACAGAGGAAGGGCAUCCUGGAGAUUCCGUUAUGGCAAGUCAUCCGUUAAAUGUGAAAUCCUUGCCGAAAGCUUGGAAUUCUGAUGUUUCCAACUAG
This is a messenger RNA of Ostrinia nubilalis (European corn borer), 2496 nucleotides long. RefSeq lists its product as uncharacterized. The record is from RefSeq and is a predicted model, not a curated record. NCBI's taxonomy places the organism in Eukaryota, Metazoa, Arthropoda, Insecta, Lepidoptera, Crambidae. Bases 43 to 2496 code for a protein of 817 amino acids. The transcript is spliced from 4 exons.